GUAAUCCAAUGUCAAAAAUAUGUCAUCAACCUCUCUCUCUCUAUUUAUUUAGUUUUCAGUCUCUCUUUCUCUUUCUCUGUACCUAACUUGGUGGCUAGCUUCGUGAUAGCUGCUUAGUCACUCUGUGUGUGACUAAAGAACAAAUGGAGCUCAACUUCCUCUGUAGAGCUCUUUUCUUCUUUCUUUCACUCGCAAUACUUUCACCUUUCUCAUCCUCUACUUUUAUCUCCGAUGGUGUGCUCGAAAUCGAAUCUCAGAAUUUGCUUACAGGAAGAAAUCUACUUCAGGCCCAGAAAAAAUGUCCCGUGAACUUCGAGUUUAUGAACUACACCAUUAUAACAAGCCAAUGCAAAGGUCCCAAAUUCCCGGCAAAGGAAUGUUGCUCUUCCUUGAAGGACUUUGCGUGUCCUUACGCCGAACAGAUCAACGACAUGGCCUCAGAUUGUGCGAACACUAUGUUCAGUUACAUCAAUAUCUAUGGAAAAUACCCGCCUGGAAUUUUCUCUAACGAGUGUCGAGAAGGUAAAGAAGGCCUUGAGUGCCCCGCUCUGCCUCCCAUUUCAGCUUCAGACCUAAACGCAGCCACUCCCACCGCUUGUUCUCAUGUUUGGAUGACAAUUUCAGCAGCUGUACUGGUGGUUGUUAAGUUGUUUUAAGGCCGAUAUAGCUAGAUGUCUGUAAUGCAGCUUGUAAUAACCUGAGGAAGAGUCUCUGUAUAUCCUAUGAUUUAGAGAACUUCAAAAACUUAUAAUGAUUAUUUAUUCGUAGGA
This is a messenger RNA of Raphanus sativus (radish), 770 nucleotides long. Its product is annotated as GPI-anchored protein LLG1. The coding region runs from base 144 to 656 and encodes 170 amino acids. The record is from RefSeq and is a predicted model, not a curated record. NCBI's taxonomy places the organism in Eukaryota, Viridiplantae, Streptophyta, Magnoliopsida, Brassicales, Brassicaceae. The transcript is spliced from 3 exons.